AUGGCGAUGACGUCGGGAUUCGGGUUGCAGUCGCUGCUCAAGGAAGGGCACAAGCAUCUGACGGGAUUAGAGGAGGCGGUGCUGAAGAACAUUGAAGCGUGCAAGCAGCUCUCGCACAUCACGCGCACGUCUCUAGGACCCAAUGGCAUGAACAAGAUGAUCAUUAACCAUCUGGACAAGCUGUUCGUGACGAGUGACGCGGCGACAAUAGUCGCAGAGCUGGAGGUGCAGCACCCGGCGGCGAAGCUGGUGGUGCUGGCGGCCAAGGCGCAGCAAGAGGAGGUGGGCGACGGCGCCAACACCGUGGUGUCGCUGGCGGGGGAGCUGCUGGCGGGCGCGGAGGAGCUCAUUCGCUCUGGGCUGCACCCCAGCGAGAUCAUUGCAGGAUACGCCAAGGCGACGGACAAGGUGUUGGAGGAGCUGGAGACGUUGGUGGCGGAGGGGAGUGACAAGGUGGACGUGCGGAGCAAGACAGAAGUGGAGAAGCGCCUCGUGGCGGCGGUGGCCAGCAAGCAGUUUGGCAGCGAGCCCGUGCUGUGCCCUCUCAUUGCUGACGCGUGCAUGCAGGUGUGUCCCAACAACCCCAACAAUUUCAACGUGGACAAUGUGCGAGUGGCCAAGAUACUGGGAGGCGGGCUGCAUGACUCCAAGGUGGUGCGAGGCAUGGUGCUCAAAACGGACUCUACUGGCACCAUCAAGCACGCAACUAAGGCCAAGAUCGCAGUGUUUGGAACGGGAAUUGACACGCAAGCCACGGAGACCAAGGGCACCGUGCUCAUUGAAAACGCCGAGCAGUUGGAGAACUACGCCAAGUCAGAGGAGGCGAGGGUGGAGCAGGCGAUCAGGGAGGUGGCGGAGUCGGGGGCGACGGUGGUGGUGAGCGGACAGACGGUGGGCGAGAUGGCUCUGCACUUCUGUGAGCGAUACAAGCUCAUGGUGCUCAAGAUCUCCUCCAAGUUUGAGCUCCGACGGUUCUGCCGCACCACUGGAGCCGUCUCCCUGGUGAAGCUACAGAAGCCAACAGCGGACGAGCUGGGCUUUGCGGACUCUGUUUCCGUGCAGGAGAUAGGCGGCAGCACGGUGGUGGUGGUGGAGAAUGAGUCGGGAGGCAAUCUGGUGGCGACGGUGGUGUUGCGGGGCAGCACGGACAGCAUAUUGGACGAUGUGGAGAGGGCCGUGGACGAUGGCAUCAACACGUACAAGGCGCUGUGCCGUGACAGCCGGGUGCUGCCUGGGGGAGGGGCGACUGAGAUCGAGCUGGCUAGACGUCUGAAGCAGUUUGCACGAACACAAGUGGGUCUGGACCAGUACGCAAUCGAGAAGUACAGCGAGGCUCUAGAAGUCAUCCCGCGCACGCUGGCGGAGAAUGCCGGCAUGGACGUCACUGAGAUUCUCUCUGCUCUCUACGCCGCCCACUCCGGUGGGCCGGACGGCACGGGCGGCAAUUUCCGUGUGGGAGUGGAUGUCACGGGGGCGGGCGUGAGAGACCUCACUACUGACAAUAUCUGGGACCUCUUUGCGACAAAGUAUUGGGCGAUUCGUUUUGCUGCAGACGCAGUGACUACGGUUCUUCGAGUGGACCAGAUCAUCAUGGCCAAGGUUGCCGGUGGCCCUCGUCGAGGCGAUAGGCCAAUGGACGAGGGGGAAGAUUAG
Closterium sp. Yama58-4 is the source of this 1653-nucleotide messenger RNA. Lineage: Eukaryota; Viridiplantae; Streptophyta; Zygnematophyceae; Desmidiales; Closteriaceae. The record is from the annotation of a GenBank genome assembly.